This is a messenger RNA of Linderina pennispora, 1305 nucleotides long. Its product is annotated as Phosphoadenosine phosphosulfate reductase thioredoxin. Lineage: Eukaryota; Fungi; Kickxellomycota; Kickxellomycetes; Kickxellales; Kickxellaceae. The coding region runs from base 1 to 1305 and encodes 434 amino acids. Gene Ontology annotation, cellular component: cytoplasm. The record is from RefSeq and is a predicted model, not a curated record. Gene Ontology annotation, biological process: autophagy. The transcript has 3 exons. Gene Ontology annotation, molecular function: phosphoadenylyl-sulfate reductase (thioredoxin) activity.
AUGCCGUCCUUCACUGCCUCCGCUCUACAGUUCGACGAUGCCCAGCUCAAGCACAUCAACGACCGGCUGGCCAAGCUCGAGCCCCAGGAGAUCCUCAACUGGGCCACCAUCACAUUCUCGGACCUCUACCAGGAGACCGCAUUCGGCCCCUCAGGCAACGUCAUAACCGACAUGCUUGCAGCGCAAUCCCACUCCGUCCCGGUAAUCUUCGUCGACACCCUGCACCAUUUCGACGAGACUCUGGAGCUCUCGCAGCGCAGCCAGCAAAGGUACAGCUUCCCCCUGCACGUGUUCAAGCCCGAGGGAUGCCAGAGCCGCGAUGACUUUAUCGCCAAGCACGGCGACCGUCUGUGGGAGCGCGACGACGUCGUCUACGACUACUCCGUGAAGGUCGAGCCGGCCCGGCGCGCCUACGAGCAAUUGAACGCCAAGGCGGUUAUUUCGGGCCGUCGCCGCAGCCAGAAAGGCGACCGUGCCGCCCUGCAGAUUGUCGAGGUCGAGCAGGCCACCGGCCUGGUCAAGAUCAAUCCGCUGGCGAACUGGUCGUUCCAGCAGGUCUGGACUUAUCUGCGCGCAAACGAGGUCCCGUACAAUGCCCUGCUUGACCAGGGGUACAAGUCCGUCGGCGACUACCAUAGCACAAGGCCGGUCAAGGAGGGCGAGGACGAGCGCGCUGGCCGCUGGGCGGGCACCGAGAAGACCGAGUGCGGGCUGCACAAGGACUACUUUGCCAUGCGCUCUGCCUUUGUGGCCCGCAAGAAGAAGCAGCAGGCUGAGGCGGCUACUGCGGCGCAGACUGCUUUAGCAAUUCUGCAUACGAUCCUGUUCCACCGGUACUUUGGCAAUGUUAAGCCCAAGGAACAGCGCGCCCUCUCCUCCAUUACAUACGUAUCCGUCGACGACCCCGACGUAAGCGCUGCGGUCGACGAGAAGGUCGGUGAGCUAAUGCAAACAGUAUCGCCAACCGCAGACUCCAAAACCCAAAUCACGCUGUAUUUUACUGAGACAAAGUCAAAGCGCGCCUGGUUCUCAAAGUCCGAAGAGGAGAUUCGCUGGGAAGAGUGGGUGUUUGACAUUCGAGCGCACAUUAGCCGCACAGAAAGAGAAUUUAUCCAGAUGCAGGCGCGCGCCGAGGACCAAGUCAAGGACUCGCUGCUGUACGUGAUCACUCAGAUGGAUCAGCACAAGGACCACAUACCGCUGAUUGCCAGCACGCACGGCAACCCGUUCCCAUUCCACAUCAGCGUCGCGCCAUCUGCCGGCCUCUGGAGCUCCAUGAUCAAGCGCGCAAUCCGUCCUGCCUAG